Messenger RNA from Aplysia californica (California sea hare), 3352 nucleotides. RefSeq names its product transmembrane protein 26. The transcript has 6 exons. The record is from RefSeq and is a predicted model, not a curated record. NCBI's taxonomy places the organism in Eukaryota, Metazoa, Mollusca, Gastropoda, Aplysiida, Aplysiidae. Bases 946 to 2571 code for a protein of 541 amino acids.
UUGUUCUGUUCAGUCCUUCUGGGUCUCCUAACAACUUCAUCUACCCAACAGGUGCACAGUUAUUUCAUUUCAAGAAAUAACUGCUCUCCAAUCUCCACUUGUAUGUUGACCUGAAACGAAACAAACAACUCCGAAUAUGAACAACAAACUAGACAAACACACCACGAAUCAGCGUCGUCUUUAUCAUGCAAACUCUUUUCUUCCCUACUUUUCUUUCAGACACCGGAGAACCUUUUAUAUAAGCUAUAAAGGCAUUGGUCUUCACAGAAAAUUCACCCCAGGUGAUAAAAGUGUUGGGCUGGCAACCGUUGCACAAAAGCACAAAGGUCUGCCAUGGUUUCUUUCAGUCUAAUGCCGUCUCCUAUGUCCAGUGAGGCGGAAUAUUUCUGGGGGUGGAAAAGGGGGGAAGGUAUUCUUAAGCUGUACUAUUCCUAUUCCACGCACCAUAAGAGAUUCUAGCACUUGCUGCGUCGUCAUUGAGGUGGCGACAUUGCUAGAGGGAGAACUGAAAAGACAGGAAGAAUCUUGAAUGAGAUUUAUGUAAACCUCAAACGUUGAGGAAAGGUUUAAGAGGCAUUAUUUUCCCCCAGGGAAUAAUCAACUUCAGUGGCUUAAAAGGAUGUCUCGAGGAGGGACGGUACAGACUACUGUCGACAGCUUCAUGAAAGAGAUAUAGAACAUCCCAUCGAUUGUUGAGGAAUAAGUCACGUGAAGGUUGAAGACCCUCUGCCUGGAAUAUAUUGCCUGAAAUGAACCUUUCUAGCUAGGAGGAUACUCUGGGUGAAUGAACAACCUGGAAAGACCAUCGUUUGGACUGGAAAUUAUUCAAUAUCUCCAAACGUGCAAAGCUGAAGGACCAAGCAAACGAAAGACAAAAUAUAACUUCUGAAUCUAUUCGUUUUAUGAUAUCGCAAAUACUACCACCGCUGACCUGGACUCGGCACCAUGAUUGUUAUAAAAGUCUUCAAGGCGAUAAUCGUGCGAGCGACUCUGGCCCUGCACUCUAUCCUGGCCAUCUGGCGGGUGACGGUAAUGAGGGAGGAUACCCUCUGGUGGCUACUGGCAUGCACUUUGGUCCCUUUUGCCAUAGAGGCGGCCUACACCAUCAUCAAAAGACACGGCGAUGAGUUCAAAUGGUUCACGCCAUGUUUUGUCUUCUACCUGGGAGCCACAGUGCCGUGUGUCUGGCUUCUGGAGCUGGACAAAACUGACCGCUACCAGGAGGGCACCGUGGACCAGCUAGACAAAAUGGACAACAACACCAGCAGUGGGCUGUCCGUCGGUAUAAGCCUGAACCCCAACAUGUGGACGAUCCUGAUCGAGGAACUUCUCCUGUACAUCCUCAUCGUAAGCCGGUGGGUGCUCCCCCGUGGCGAAGUGACUCGAGAACAACUCUCUGAACUCCUCUUCGCCUUCAUCGGCAUCGCCUCGGACAUCAUGGAGAUGUUCUCCUUGUUCGGGGAGAGCGUGGUGCGCAACAACAAGUACAUGGCCUACUGGAUCCUGGUGGUCUGGUCGGUGUCCGUGCUGCAGUUUACCAUGACGGUCACUGUGACGCAUCAGCCGAAGAAGGCGAAAAACAUCAAGGUCAUCGUUGACCAAGAUGAGGCCCUUGAGAGUGCGAAAAUUCGGAAUGAGAUUUUUGCCAUCGUCGUCUCCAUGCUUAUGCAAGACGUUCCCUUUGUGACCUUGAGACUUUACACCAUUGUGACCUAUAACCUGGUCACGUACAGUUUGGUGUUCUUCACGGCAAAGAACAUUCUGGUCAUAAGCCUUCUGAUCUAUAAGAUCGCAGUUCUCCUGCAGAAGCGUUAUUGUCCCGAACUAGGAGAUGACGACGAGGAAGAGCUGGUGAUUGGAAGUUCAGACGAUGAAAAGAAACGGAAAGGCAGAAAAGGGACAAAGGACGAAGAAGGAAUCAUCUUGGCUUCUGACAAGGGCGGCAAAAAGCUAGUUGAAGGCUACGGUACCUUAGCUUCCAUCAAUAACGAGAGAUCUCCGAAUUCAUCUGAACUGAAAAGGCGGAAUGGAAAAGGACCAAACAACGACACAGCUUCUUCAAAUAGAGAUAAAGGAAAUGAGAAUGCCAACAUGGUCCAGCCUGCUGUGGCCAUCAAUGAUUCAGCGCUCGGUCCUAACCCGUCCGGCCAACAGCCUCCCAUCCAGCCCUACUCUUUCCCAAACCAAAACCCAAAUCUAUCCCCCUCCUCUUCCAGAACCCCCAGCGAGGGGCACGGCUCCACAAAAUCCAACGGCAGCGCGCCCACUCAUUCCCGCACCAGCUCAAACGCGGCGAACCCUUCUUUAGACAGUGGUCGGCCAAAGACUCCAGCGUCGAAGCAGAAUUCUCCCGCCGUCAGCAACAACGGAAGCGGCCCUCCUAGCGAAGCAGGUGAUCAGAAAGAUGUCUCGCCUAGUGCUUCUAGCGGUCGUAGUCCUUCAAAUCGUUCCGCAGCAAGCAAUGCUGCGCCUUCAAAUUCUGCUGCUCCUUCCGGUGAUAACUCUGCAUCACCAGCUGAAACGAAACCUGACCCCGAACCUUUUGUUUCAGUCGUUAAUGUGUCCAAGUGAAUCUUUUUAUGUUGGAAAGACCCGCAAAACUGGCUUGAUGCUGUGGUCUCAGAUUGGUGCUUGUUUCAGUACCAGAUUCCUCCUAUUCCACAAAAGAGGUCUGUCAACACAGUGUCAGGUACACUGGAAGUCCCUCCCGGAAAAAAACACAAAUCUUAACCUUGUCCAUCCCCGUACCCCAACCCCAACCCCUAACUGGUCCCAACGGUACCCCCUCUUCGCUUCUCUGAACCCUAACCCUUUUCAUCUACAGACCGUUAUUUUACUAAUGUAUCGUUUGCCCAGAAAUAUGUUUGUCAUUUGAUUUACCCUAGAUGCAUAGACCCAGUGCCAGAAAAUGCUCUUGUGUAGAGAUUGCAGUAAGAAACUAGAUGGAUUUAUUGGUCUGUUAAAGUGUCGUACAUUGCUUUACCAUAUGCUCCAUGUAUACUGUACAAAAUCUGUCCCACGACAUGGUGAAGUCCUCUGUUAACGAGCACGGUUGUGACUUACGUAUAUGUAUAUGUGUCAGUUGAUAAGUUGUUUUGUGUAAAUCCCCCUACCUGAUCUGCAUGUGUGGCCAUGUGCAUUCUUCUACACAUUAUGGUCUCGGUUUUUGGCUUGCAGUUUUUUUGGGUUUGUUUUUUUAACUGCAGUUUCAGACAGAUAAACAUUUGAAUGUAGGCCCAUUUAGCAGCUCGCGUACACAUACACCCAUGCAUUCUCACACCGUAACACACACUCACACACAUAUGCGCGCGCGCGCGCACACACACACACACACACACACACACACACACAC